Messenger RNA from Penaeus vannamei (Pacific white shrimp), 2228 nucleotides. RefSeq names its product thimet oligopeptidase. NCBI's taxonomy places the organism in Eukaryota, Metazoa, Arthropoda, Malacostraca, Decapoda, Penaeidae. The record is from RefSeq and is a predicted model, not a curated record. Gene Ontology annotation, molecular function: metalloendopeptidase activity. Gene Ontology annotation, cellular component: mitochondrial intermembrane space. Gene Ontology annotation, biological process: peptide metabolic process; proteolysis.
GAACGCGGCGAGUUUCUGUUUCCCUUGCCAGCGUCUGCUUCAGCAACACCUCUUUGAUGACUGUCGUUUUAUUCAGUGCCUUUAGUCGAAUAUCUGUCUUCUCGGGGACGAUCAGACGGUGUACAUCUGUUCUACCGAAGACCAGACAAUUUUCCUUCACUAGAACACCUUUGACAGUUUUUAGAAGACAGAUAUCAGUAACCACCAUCAUGCCAACACCUCAGGGAAUCAACGGGUUGUACGAUUUUCGGCGUGUCACUCCAGACGACAUCGAAAAACAGACAGAUGCACUCAUCUCACAACAACGCGCAUCGUAUGACGCUGUUGGCUCACUGCCAUUGGACACUGUUAGCUAUGACAAUGUCAUUAAGAAAUUAGCAGACCUGAUGAACGAACGAUCAACCUUUGGGUCUCCGCUUGACUUUCCCCAACACGCUGCGACUGAUAAAGCUGUCCGUGAAGCUUCAAGCAAAGCUGAGCAGAAGCUUGAGGAGUUUGAUGUUGAAAUGAGCAUGAGAAAGGACAUUUUUGACCGGGUGGUGGCAUUUAAGGAAAAUGUUGGUGUUGAGGGCUUGAGCAGUGAGCAGAAGAGGCUGGUGGACAAACUCAUUCUGCAUGGAAGACGCAAUGGUCUCCACUUGUCAAGCGAGAUCCAGGACCAGGUGAAGAGCAUCAAGAAGCGCAUGUCAGAGCUGAGCAUCAAGUUCCAGCGCAACUUGAACGAGGACAACACCAAGCUCUUCUUCACCCGAGAGGAGCUGGCAGGGAUGCCCGACGAUUUUAUUAAUGAACUUGCCCAGAAAGAAGACAAUAAGUUAGAAGUAACAAUGAAGUACCCACAUCUCUUUCCCAUCACCAAAAAGUGCCGUGUGCCGGACACUAGACGCCAGAUGGUGACUGCCAGUCAGUCCAAGUGUAUGGAGGAGAACACACCUAUCCUGGAGGAACUGAUAACCCUCCGUCAGAAGGAGGCCGAUUUACUGGGCUACAAGAACCACGCUGCUUAUGUCUUGGAGGAACGUAUGGCCAAGACCCCAGAGAAUGUUGCCGAGUUCCUCUCCAGCCUGUCUGAGAAGCUUCAGCCGUUAUGGAAGCAGGAGAGACAGGACAUGCUGAAGUUGAAGAAAGAUGAGUGCGAAAAAUACAGUUAUGAAUACUCUGGCAAGCUAGACUUCUGGGAUUUCCGUUACUACAUGAAUCAGGUGGAGGAAAAAAUGUUUGCCGUGGAUCAAGAUGAGGUGCGUCAGUAUUUCCCCCUGGACAAGGUUACCUCCGGCUUGUUGGAUAUAUACCAAAUUUUGUUAGGCCUUAAAUUCACCCAAGAAGUUGAUGCAGACACGUGGCAUGAAGACGUGAAACUGUAUCGUGUGAAUGAUGCUGAAACUGGAGAGAAAAUGGGAUACUUUUUCCUAGAUUUAUAUCCUCGAGAUGGCAAGUUUGGCCAUGCUGCUAUUUUCCCCCUUCAGCCAUCCUGUGAAGGGCCCACAGGAGACCGUCAGGUUGCUGUCUGUGCAAUGAUGUGCAAUUUUACUAAGCCUACCAAAGACAAGCCAGCACUCUUGGACCAUUCAGAGGUUGAGACAUACUUCCAUGAGUUUGGUCAUGUGAUGCACCACAUCUGUUCCCGUGCAACAUUUGCUAUGUUUGCUGGAACUCGUGUGGAACGUGACUUCCUGGAAGCACCGUCGCAGAUGUUGGAGAACUGGGUUUGGGAGAAGGAACCUCUUGCCCUUAUGUCUGGUCAUUACAAGACUGGUGAAACCUUGCCCGAUGAAAUAGUAGAAAGGCUGCAGAAGUCACGGAAGGCAAACGCCGGUGGCUUUAACCUUCGUCAGAUCAUUUUGGGAACCUUCGAUCAAACAAUCCAUACAAGAGGGGAAGCAGACACCAAGUCCUUGUUUGCUCAAACGUAUCGUGAUAUUAUGGACAUCGAACCCAUUCCAAACACCAACAUGCCGGCCAACUUUGGUCAUCUUGCUGGUGGUUAUGAUGCACAGUAUUAUGGUUAUCUGUGGAGUGAAGUAUUCUCCAUGGACAUGUACGAGAGUCGCUUCAAGAAAGAAGGCAUCUUGACCCCUGCAGUCGGAACUGAUUAUCGUACAAAGAUUCUUCAGCCUGGCGGAUCAAAGGAUGCUGCAGAUUUACUUAGGGAUUUCUUAGGUCGUGAUCCAACACAUGAUGCUUUCCUGCGCAGCAAAGGCCUGCAAGUCUGAAUUGGGGAGCAGCUG